AUGCCUGCUGCAGCCUGUGUCCAAGCGGCCACUCUGCAGAGAUUCCUUAACGCUUGGGCGAACUGGGAUGCCCAGGAGCACCUGUCUAUCUUCACUGAUGAUUUCAGUCAGCGCACACUGCCUGCCAGACUCGGAAUUCCUACCAGGUCCCGAGAACAGGUCGAGCACACAUUGCCAAUCCUGAUCAGUACCGUGAAAUCUUAUCAUCUGACAGUAAAUCAUAUUGUGCACGACAUCGAAAGAAACAAAGCCGCCAUCUAUGCUUUGUCUAAGGGAGAACUUCCGUGGGGACCAUGGGAAAUGGAAUAUUCUGUAUUCAUCACGUUUUCCGAGGCAGGAGAUCAGGUAGCGGCUCUCGAGGAGAUGAUGGAUUCUGCCGUUCUACAAGAAUUCGCGCCCAAGUUUGCCCAACAUAUGCAUGCGAAAGAAAUUCCGUCUUAA
Molecule: messenger RNA, 441 nt
Organism: Talaromyces proteolyticus
Lineage: Eukaryota; Fungi; Ascomycota; Eurotiomycetes; Eurotiales; Trichocomaceae
Exons: 2
Coding region: 1-441 (146 amino acids)
Source: RefSeq, a predicted model, not a curated record